CCGAUUUCUAUGUAGUACUACCAGGCAGUGUGAUCAAACAAGAAAGUCGACUGAACAUCGUUAAGUGUAAGCUGCAUUAGUAGAGUGAAGAUUUGACUCGACCAGUAUGGACAUUGGCACACUAACAGCAAGACUGUCUGAAGCGGGACAGUCCCAUGUCCUCCAGUUCUGGGAUGAUCUCAAGCCUGAGGAGCAAGCCGAGAUGAUCCAGGACCUGGAGGGAAUGGAUUUCAAGGAAAUAAAUAGGUUCUUCAAGAAUGCUAUGGAAACCUCUGGUCAAGACAAACAGGAAAAGAUAGACAGCAGAAUGGAACCAGUACCCAGAGAGGUCCUGGGAAGUGUGACAAGAGACCGAGAGUUUCUGAAAGACUGGGAGGAUGAAGGACUACGCUGCAUAUCCCAGAAUAAAGUGGCCGUUCUGCUGCUAGCUGGAGGUCAGGGGACACGUCUGGGCGUCUCUUACCCCAAAGGCAUGUACGACGUGAGCCUCCCCUCCCACAAGACCCUCUUCCAGCUCCAGGCCGAGCGCAUUCUCAAACUGCAGCAGCUCGCGGAGCAACAGCACGGCACCAAAUGCCAUAUCACAUGGUACAUUAUGACCAGUGGCAGAACAGUGGACUCCACUAAAGAGUUCUUCUCUCGACACAAGUACUUCGGCCUGAGCGAAAACAACGUCAUCUUCUUCCAGCAGGGCAUGCUUCCUGCCAUGGACUACAAUGGGAAACUUAUACUGGAAAGCAAGGGCAAACUGGCCAUGGCUCCAGAUGGAAACGGCGGCCUGUACAGAGCUCUGGGCACUCACAGGAUCGUGGAGGACAUGGAGAGGAGAGGGAUCGCCUGCGUUCACGUCUACUGCGUGGAUAACAUCCUGGUGAAGGUGGCUGAUCCUGCCUUUAUUGGCUUCUGUGUGCGCAAAGGAGCCGACUGUGGGGCAAAGGUGGUAGAGAAGACCAAUCCAACGGAGGCAGUGGGUGUUGUCUGCAAAGUGGACGGGCGUUAUCAGGUGGUGGAGUACAGUGAGAUCACCUUGGCGACGGCCGAGAGGCGGAGUUCCGAUGGACGGCUGAUGUUCAACGCCGGCAACGUAGCCAACCAUUUCUUCUCUCUUCCUUUCCUCAAAGACGUCGUGAACACACAUGAACCACAGUUGCAGCACCAUGUGGCUCAGAAGAAAAUCCCCUACGUCGACACGCGAGGGCAACUAAUCAAACCCGACAAACCCAACGGCAUUAAGAUGGAAAAAUUUGUCUUCGACAUCUUUCAGUUUGCCAAGACAUUUGUGGUGUAUGAGGUCCUGAGAGAGGACGAGUUUUCUCCGCUGAAGAACGCGGACAGUCAGGACGGGAAAGAUAACCCCACCACAGCACGCCACGCCCUCAUGUCCCUGCACCACCGCUGGGUCCUAAACGCCGGCGGGCACUUUAUCGACGAGAACGGCACACGAGUGCCGGCAAUACCCAGAGAUGGAGCGGCAGGGGCAGGCACAGCCGAUGUCUCUCAGAACUUGAAGGAUGGAACUGACCUGCCAAUCAAAUGUGAGAUCUCUCCACUGGUCUCCUAUGGAGGAGAGGGACUGGAGAAACUGGUGAGCGGCAGAGAGUUCCGUCCCACUCUGGUUAUCGAUGAGACAGGUGUCCAUGAGCUAGUGAAAAACGGACUGUGAAAGUCU
Molecule: messenger RNA, 1669 nt
Organism: Chanos chanos (milkfish)
Lineage: Eukaryota; Metazoa; Chordata; Actinopteri; Gonorynchiformes; Chanidae
Gene: uap1
Product: UDP-N-acetylglucosamine pyrophosphorylase 1
Exons: 11
Coding region: 107-1663 (518 amino acids)
Biological process (GO): UDP-N-acetylglucosamine biosynthetic process
Molecular function (GO): UDP-N-acetylglucosamine diphosphorylase activity
Source: RefSeq, a predicted model, not a curated record